Messenger RNA from Beauveria bassiana ARSEF 2860, 294 nucleotides. Its product is annotated as SNARE domain-containing protein. The record is from RefSeq and is a predicted model, not a curated record. Lineage: Eukaryota; Fungi; Ascomycota; Sordariomycetes; Hypocreales; Cordycipitaceae. The coding region runs from base 1 to 294 and encodes 97 amino acids. Gene Ontology annotation, biological process: intra-Golgi vesicle-mediated transport. The transcript is spliced from 2 exons.
AUGUCCGAGUCUUACGAGCGCGAGCGCCAAAACAACUCCCGCCUGGACGAGCUGUCCGCUAAGGUGUCGGCCCUGCGUGGCGUCACCGUUGACAUUUACGACAAUGCGCGGGCGCAAGACGUCAUUGACAACACGUCGGAGACCUUUUCCUCCAUGACGACGCAGAUGCGAGGCUCCGCCGGCCGCCUUACGCGCAUGGCCGCCUCGGGCAACAAGGUCGCUAUACUGAAGCUGUCUGGCAUCCUGAUUGGCGUCUUCAUCUUUUUAUACUAUGCCGCACGUGUGUUUUUCUAA